Messenger RNA from Leishmania mexicana MHOM/GT/2001/U1103, 4728 nucleotides. RefSeq lists its product as hypothetical. Gene Ontology annotation, cellular component: nucleus. The coding region runs from base 1 to 4728 and encodes 1575 amino acids. The transcript has a single exon. NCBI's taxonomy places the organism in Eukaryota, Euglenozoa, Kinetoplastea, Trypanosomatida, Trypanosomatidae. Gene Ontology annotation, biological process: pseudouridine synthesis. The record is from RefSeq and is a predicted model, not a curated record. Gene Ontology annotation, molecular function: pseudouridine synthase activity; RNA binding.
AUGAAUCGUUCGAAAUGGUCGUUGCGGCGUCUUAUUCUGGGUCUCAGCGUUGAGGACGCACAGAGCAAGUUCGACACUCCAGAGUCUCGCGGCAUUCUUCGCGUAGCGCACGAGCGGUAUAAUCAGGGCAUUUAUCACGAGCUUCAAAUCGCACAGCGGCAGCGCAAUGGGCUCGCCCCGGAGCGCAAAUGUCACAUCAGUCGCUUUACAAAACCAAGUGUUCCAGGCUUUCAAGCGUAUCUGAAAGGCUCCCCAGAUGACUAUGUGAUCCGUGAAGUUUGGGAUGACGAUGACAAUGUCGGCGUUGGGGAAAGUGGUGCGGUGAGGGCAAAGGACGAAGUGACCCUUAGUCACAGCAGCGCCAUCAGCAGCGCACCAACUGUAUCGCCAAAAAUAAAGCAAGAGCAAGACGCCUUCAGGACAACAAAAGCGGCGAUCCUGAAAACGCUGGCCUCGGCUCUGCAACUCGUCAUGGAGAGUGUGCUCUCGGAGCUCAAGGGCCGGCGACAAAGUGGGACACUAUUGUCAAAGGAGCACCAGGCGUCAGUUGUGAAUCGACUAAUUGGUGAAGUGGCCGAGUCCAGUGCGCGGAGCUACAAGAGCCUGUCAUCAUCAUCGCAUCUGCUUGAGCCAGUUGAGAUGGCAGUGACACUGUUUGGUCGCAGAGACACAGCUGAGGUGCAGGCAUUCAAUAGCGGCACCUUCACUGUCCCAGCAGCUGAAGGAGACAUCUCCUACUCCUUAUGGGUCGCUGGUGGCAUUGUCGCGAGCGAGGAGCUUAUGGCGGAUUUCCCGUUUCACCUCGCCAAGUUUGUGACCCCUUCUCAGGCGUCGUCGCCGUCACAUCGGCUGCCACAUGUGGAGGUGGAAAUCUACUUCUCCUCUGAGUUAUUCCAGCUUGAGAAGACAAUCGGGCCAAACGGCGUCCGUAUGCUGCGCUCGUUUAUCGGCAAAGCCAUGAUGAAACAGCACGAGCCAACACCAACAUCCACCACACUGCUUCUGGCCGCAUCAGGAGAGAAGGAGCGUGAUCUUUACAACAUUUACGAUUCAUCGCGCGAUCAUGGCGAAGUUCGAAUUCCGUGGAUUCGCAAAGUGAUGGCCAAGGUAUCUACGGUGACUGGCGUGGUGUUUAGCGCGGAGGACUCAGAUGAGAAUCCCUCUGUCGAUCGCAUGCGUGCCUCUGUAAGCUCCGUCUGGCGAGCGUGGGGCCACCUCGUCAAGGACCUCCACGUUCAUGGUGACCUCGACUACCUCUAUGUCUCCAUCAGCCGUCAGCAGGAGUGGGAGGGCAACGAAGCGUACAUCUCGGAGCUGAAGAAACUGGAGGCUGCCAGGGACGCCGAGGAAUCUGCUGGACCGCUCGUAGAGACUGCAAACGUAUCCCGCACUUUGAGUCUCAGCAAUGCCGCAAACUUCGCGGCAGCGGGCGUCGCCAGCAAAGCGCGCAAAUUGUACCUACCUAUCUCGGCCGAUUUUGUGGUUUUAGAGUGCACGCUAGAGCGAAAAGGCCUGCCACACAACAUGGUCGUCGAGGACAUUGUAUCCACCUUGAUGGAGAUGCAGCAAGAGCAGAUGGAGAUGCAGCGGCUAUGUGUUCUCGACGCCAUAGCGAUUCAGGUGGAAGAAAGCGAGACCAAACCCAGCUCCAACAGAUCUGUGGUGUACACUCGAGAUAAGAUUGUUCCGGUGCUGUACGAGCCGAAAAUCGUCGUCUCCCACGCCGGAACGCUGGAAAACGGUACACACUCGUUUCAGCGAGUUCGCAUUCGCGGCAGCUGUCUCGCUCACGUUGAGGCGCUAGCGGCAGCGCUGCAAGACGAGUCUGGGAGCUACUUCACCGACAGGUCGUUGCCCUGCUCCACGACUUCUGCAACUCUUUCGGCAGCAGGUAGCAGCGGAGGCCAGAAUAACCUGGUAGGAGGGUCAUCGCUUCCAAAAAACCUGUCGUUUCGCGCCGUGCGUGCGCCAAGCACUCAGCAGCGACUCACCGGUCACAGCGCCCCUUGCGCCUCUGCUGUAGGAGACAAGUUCGGCGAUCCCACGUCACGCAUCCGUCAUCCGCGUUCGCAGACGCUCACGCUUGCCGCCGACAACUACGCGCUCGUCACAGACGAUGAGCGCCAGUUUUGGAAAGAGAACUAUUACCGACUCUCUGAGAUGAAGGUUAUUUACCACGAUCGCGUUGACGCGGCAGACGCACUCGGUCAGUCGUGGCAGUCUCUGCCUCCACGCGUCCAUGAGCACCUCGCCUUACUGAACCGCCACCUCGCGCCAGGCGAUUCCACGGCUAACCAGGAUCAUGAUGAAGAGGGUGGCACCACUGCGCCAGGAAAGCGGAAGCGGAAAAAGGGUGGCAAGAAGACGAAACGGCCGACAGCCGAAAAGGAGGAGGCGGCGGCCACCGCAGCACUAGGGCUGGCACCGGAGAAGCUUUUCGAGUACUUCUGCACCGACAUGGAGGCAGAGAGCGCGCGGCACGACCUGCGUACCGGUGACUGCAUGGGGUAUGAUUACCUUCUCAACCUGCGGCGCAUCCCAGACAAGCACCUUCCUCUGGUCGCCCCUGCCGUAGCGUCCGUCACAUCCAAAGGCUUCAUCAACUACUACGGGCCACAGCGCUUCGCCACCUACACUCGGAUGAACAUGCACCCUGGGCUCCACUUGCUGAAGGGUGAGUACAAGGCGGCGGCACACAUUCUGGUGCAGCAGUUCUACCUCGAUGCCGCAAUGGAGGCGGAGCGGCAGCGCACUGGGCAGGCGUUCCCCCGCAUGCAGGCCCUGCAAGGAUACGGUGGGUUUCGCCUGCCAGAUUUCCUGCGUUCUGGUACGCGCCGCUCCGUCGCCGAAAACGGAACGCCCAUGCAACGAGUGCUCUACAACGCGCUUCAGGCGUCCGCCUUGCUCGGGGGCGAUGAGGGCCUCGACGGUGACGAUGGCCUGAGUGGCCAGGGCCUCGGCAGUAGCGACCCUGGAUGGGGCCCAUUAGCAACAGCGUCUGGGCAACGCCGUGGAAGAGGCCAGCCACGCGCAUCCGGCAGAGCGGCCCGUCUGAAUAGGGAUGCCGCUGCCGGUGCUGCUCGCGCUGCUGGUGACGAUGAUCCCUGCGCAGAGGCGUUUCUGCGGGUGAUUGGUCCGCGCGCGUGUGCGAUGCUCAUCCAAGAGUUUCUGAGCUUCAUCUGGAACGACAUUGUCAACCAGAGGUUUCAACGCUACGGCACGUUCACGCUUCUUCCGGGUGACCUCGUGAGGGCCGGCGGGGUCACAGCCGCGGCCUUGCACGACAGUGGUGAAGGAGAUGUAGCAAUGACCUCGCCGUUAGUCCAUGCCUCCCGCGGCGAGAUCGAGCGCGGAGUGUUUUCGGUGUGGGACUUGGUUCUGCCGCUGCCAGGCGCCGACAUCCGCCUUCCACAGAACCACACAGAGGACUUGUAUGUGGUGGCAUUGCAGCGAUACGGGCUGCCGUUCGACCCCGAGUCGCGACAGUGGCGCUGCUUCAAGCCGUCACCGCUCGCGCGCCACGGAGAGGAGCCAGCGCGGGCGAGGGUGGCGGCGGAAGGCAGGUCCCUCAGCGGCGCACCCCUGUCUCCGUACUACAAUCUCACCUCCACCUUUGCGCUGAUGGAGGAAGAGCUGGGCUCACGCACGCUGAGCACGGAUGCGCUUCCGUUGAAUGGUGAGGGUCCAGGGGGCCGCUUUGGGGCCGGUGAUGCCACCCUGCAGGCGGAUGCUGGAUUGGAUGCAGUGAAUCUGAGGCCCGACUUACGCGCUGGCGGCGGCAACCCGCUCGGCCUCACCAUCGGUGCCUCGUAUCGCCAUGUGCUAGUGCGGCCAACAGCCGACACGAUGCAGUGGCGACUUCUGAAGGGAGUGAUUGGUGACCCGUACCAGCGAUGGGGAAUGACUACCCAAGCACAGGUUCGAGCACUCGAUGCUGUGCAGCUGGCGAGCACAAGCUUCGCCGCCGACGUGGAACCGGUGUGGAUGUUCCCGUCACCAUCUGGCGCGCUCACCUCGGUGAACGGGCGUGGUGUGCCGCAGCUGCUAAAUGUGGAGUCAGGCGUGUCACAGGAUAAAGAGGAGGUGGAGGACGGAUCCCACGGUGACGCGGCGACAGAAACGAACGCGCCUCAAGCGGCGCCAGCAGGCAUCGAAGCCUCGCAGAGAGGCAGCCUGGCUAGAGAUACCGGCCCUUUGACAACAGCGGCGGCCAGGACAGCCGCCGGGUACCGCCAUCAGCGGCGCUGGACCGGCACCUCGCAGCUUCUGCGAGCGCCGUCGCCCGCCGGGCACUCGCUGGCGUCUAGAUCAGAGACAAAACAGCAGCUGGCUCUCCGCCGCCGAGCGCCACCGGCGCCAUCGUGGCUACCGCGGCACCACGGCAGUGCGCUGCAGCUACGUCUGCGUCUCCCAUGCGGCGUGUAUCCGGGCAUGCUUGUGAGAGAGCUCCUCAAGAUGGACGUGAAUACGCCGGAUGUUGUCGACCUCGACAGGGCUGCGUCGUCGUCGUCGCGCACCGACCGCCGCGCACAGUCGUGGCAGGAUCUUACCGCAGAUCAGAGGGCCACCUAUCAGAAGUGGAUCGCAAAGCGUCGUCAGCAGCGACGGUUCCUGCAGCAGCCGCGCGCAAUCAGCCUCGCCUUGCUGCACCAGCAGAUCUUCCGUAGCAGUGGUAUCCGGCAGAGCUUACUUCCAACACUGCGCAGCUACGAUAGCGUGUCAAAGUGA